GUCAUGUCCCUGCGACAUUAUUGAGGCAGACUACAGAACUACACAUUAUUAUUUGUGAUCCACACCACAAAAAGAGCAGAAGAACGCUAUAAACCACAAAAAAUUGCUAGCAUGGGAACCCCUCAAAAGUUUCCUGCAUUUUCCUCAGAAACAAACAACUCAGCAGCAGCAAAAUUGUCUGCAAGCGAACAUGGUAAUGAAGACAGUAUUUGCGGACGUGAAAGAUUAAAGAAACAUCGACAAGAGGUGGCUGGUCAUGUUGUGAUUCCAGAGAGUUGGGGCCAUGAAAAUUUUCUUAAGGAUUGGAUUGAUUGUUCUUCCUUCGACAAGUUAUUAGCCCCAGAUGGAAUUUCAUCUGCUCGCCAAUCUCUUGCUGCUCAGGGACGACAGAAACCAACUUCCAAUUCUCAACGUUUCAGGAUAGCAAGAUGUUGAGAAGAAAUGUUGUGUUCAAUCCCUUGAUGGCUUGCAGUGGAGAGGGUUUCUCCAUGGAACAAGGAAGGGCUAUGAGCUUCCAUUGUUGUUUUAGAUAAUAUCUUAGUCUAAGUUCAGUUUCUGUUUAUUAUUAUUUUUCAAAUAGCCAUCUAAUCUCUUGUAGUCAUGUAUUCACUUUGAGCCUUACCAUUGGAUUUCAACCAUUGUUAAAAAAAUUAAUAAUAUUAUUGGAGGUUUUAUUUAUUUAUUUA
This is a messenger RNA of Manihot esculenta (cassava), 686 nucleotides long. RefSeq names its product protein BIC1. NCBI's taxonomy places the organism in Eukaryota, Viridiplantae, Streptophyta, Magnoliopsida, Malpighiales, Euphorbiaceae. The record is from RefSeq and is a predicted model, not a curated record. The transcript is spliced from 2 exons. Bases 112 to 435 code for a protein of 107 amino acids. Gene Ontology annotation, biological process: blue light signaling pathway.